Messenger RNA from Galeopterus variegatus (Sunda flying lemur), 8973 nucleotides. RefSeq names its product cadherin, EGF LAG seven-pass G-type receptor 2 (gene CELSR2). The transcript is spliced from 34 exons. Gene Ontology annotation, biological process: G protein-coupled receptor signaling pathway; cell surface receptor signaling pathway; homophilic cell-cell adhesion. Gene Ontology annotation, molecular function: G protein-coupled receptor activity; calcium ion binding. NCBI's taxonomy places the organism in Eukaryota, Metazoa, Chordata, Mammalia, Dermoptera, Cynocephalidae. Gene Ontology annotation, cellular component: plasma membrane. The record is from RefSeq and is a predicted model, not a curated record. The coding region runs from base 1 to 8757 and encodes 2918 amino acids.
AUGCAGAGCCGGGCCGCCCGCACCCCUCUCCCAACGCCGCCGCUGCUGCUGCUGGUACUGCUGCCGCCACUACUGGGAGACCAAGUGGGGCCCUGUCGUGCCCUGGGAUCCGGAGGACGCGGCUCCUCAGGGGCCUGCAGCCCCAUGGGCUGGCUCUGUCCAGCUUCACCCUCUGAUCUAUGGCUCUGGACCAGCCGCUGCAGGGAUUCAGAGACUGAGAUAACUGGCCACCUGGUGCCCCACCACGAUGGCCUGAGGCUCUGGUGUCCAGUAUCCGGGAGUCAUAUCCCAAUGCCACCAGACCCUGAAGGCUGCCCCUGGAACUGUAGCUUCCUGGGCACUGGAGGCCACGUUUCCCCACAGGGCACGUUCAUCGUGAGCCAGGAACACCCUUGCUUAAAGGCCCCACGGUUCAGAUGCUACUCUUGUAAGCUAGCACAAGCCCCAGGGCUCAGGGAAGGGGAAGGGUCACCAGAAGAAUCUAUGAGCGGGCGCCGGAAAAGGAAUGUGAAUACAGCCCCCCAGUUCCAGCCCCCCAGUUAUCAGGCAACAGUGCCUGAGAACCAGCCAGCAGGUACCCCUGUUGCAUCCCUGCGGGCCAUCGACCCAGAUGAGGGUGAGGCAGGUCGACUUGAGUACACCAUGGAUGCCCUCUUCGAUAGUCGCUCCAACCAUUUCUUCUCCCUGGACCCAAUCACGGGUGCUGUAACCACAGCUGAGGAGCUGGAUCGGGAGACCAAGAGCACCCAUGUCUUCAGGGUCACGGCACAGGACCACGGCAUGCCCCGACGAAGUGCUCUGGCCACACUUACCAUAUUGGUGACUGACACCAAUGAUCAUGACCCUGUUUUUGAGCAGCAGGACUACAAAGAGAGCCUCAGGGAGAACCUGGAGGUUGGCUAUGAGGUACUCACUGUCAGGGCCACAGAUGGUGAUGCCCCUCCCAAUGCCAAUAUUCUGUACCGCCUGCUGGAGGGGCCUGGGGGCAGUCCCUCUGAAGUCUUUGAGAUUGACCCUCGCUCUGGGGUUAUCCGAACCCGUGGCCCUGUGGAUCGGGAAGAGGUGGAAUCCUACCAGUUGACAGUGGAGGCUAGUGACCAGGGUCGGGACCCAGGUCCACGGAGUGCCACAGCUGCUGUUUUCCUGUCCGUGGAGGAUGACAAUGACAAUGCCCCCCAGUUUAGUGAGAAACGCUAUGUGGUCCAGGUUCGUGAGGAUGUGACCCCAGGGGCCCCAGUACUCCGGGUCACAGCCUCGGAUCGAGACAAGGGCAGUAACGCUUUGGUGCACUACAGCAUCAUGAGUGGCAAUGCUCGGGGACAGUUUUAUCUGGAUGCCCAGACUGGGGCUCUGGAUGUGGUGAGCCCUCUUGACUAUGAGACAACCAAGGAGUACACACUCCGGGUGCGAGCACAGGAUGGCGGCCGUCCUCCACUCUCCAAUGUCUCCGGCCUGGUGACAGUGCAGGUCCUGGAUAUCAAUGAUAAUGCCCCAAUCUUCGUUAGCACCCCCUUCCAGGCUACUGUCCUGGAGAGUGUCCCCUUAGGCUACCUGGUUCUCCAUGUUCAGGCCAUUGACGCUGAUGCUGGUGACAAUGCCCGCCUGGAAUACCGUCUUGCUGGGGUUGGGCAUGACUUCCCCUUCACUGUCAAUAAUGGCACAGGUUGGAUCUCUGUGGCUGCUGAGCUGGACCGGGAGGAAGUUGAUUUCUACAGCUUUGGGGUCGAAGCCAGAGACCAUGGCACCCCAGCGCUCACUGCUUCAGCCAGUGUCAGUGUGACCAUCCUGGAUGUCAAUGACAACAACCCAACCUUUACCCAACCAGAGUACACAGUGCGACUCAAUGAGGAUGCAGCUGUGGGCACCAGCGUGGUGACAGUGUCGGCCGUGGACCGUGAUGCCCAUAGUGUCAUCACCUACCAGAUCACCAGUGGCAACACCCGCAACCGCUUCUCCAUCACCAGCCAGAGUGGUGGUGGGCUGGUGUCCCUUGCCCUGCCACUGGACUACAAACUUGAGCGGCAGUAUGUGCUGGCUGUUACUGCCUCUGAUGGUACGCGGCAGGACACAGCACAGAUUGUGGUGAAUGUCACCGAUGCCAACACCCAUCGUCCAGUCUUUCAGAGCUCCCACUAUACAGUGAAUGUUAAUGAAGAUCGGCCAGCAGGCACUACAGUGGUGCUGAUCAGUGCCACAGAUGAGGACACAGGUGAGAAUGCCCGCAUCACCUACUUUAUGGAGGACAGCAUCCCCCAGUUCCGCAUUGAUGCAGACACCGGGGCUGUCACCACCCAGGCUGAGCUGGAUUACGAAGACCAGGUGUCUUACACCCUGGCCAUCACCGCUCGGGACAAUGGCAUUCCCCAGAAGUCUGACACCACCUACCUGGAGAUCCUGGUGAAUGAUGUGAAUGACAAUGCCCCUCAGUUCCUGCGGGACUCCUAUCAGGGGAGCGUCUAUGAGGAUGUGCCCCCCUUCACCAGUGUUCUGCAGAUCUCCGCCAAUGAUCGUGACUCUGGCCUUAAUGGCAGGGUCUUCUACACCUUCCAAGGAGGCAAUGAUGGAGAUGGUGACUUUAUCGUAGAGUCCACUUCAGGCAUUGUGAGAACGCUGCGGAGGCUGGAUCGUGAGAAUGUGGCCCAGUACAUCUUGCGGGCAUAUGCAGUGGACAAGGGGAUGCCCCCAGCCCGCACACCCAUGGAAGUGACAGUCACUGUGUUGGAUGUGAAUGACAAUCCACCUGUCUUUGAGCAGGAUGAGUUUGAUGUGUUUGUGGAGGAGAACAGCCCCAUAGGGCUGGCUGUGGCCCGGGUCACAGCCACUGACCCUGAUGAAGGCACCAAUGCUCAGAUCAUGUACCAGAUCGUGGAGGGCAACAUCCCUGAGGUCUUCCAGCUGGACAUCUUCUCCGGCGAGCUGACAGCCCUGGUGGACUUAGAUUACGAGGACCGGCCUGAAUACAUCCUGGUCAUCCAGGCCACAUCAGCUCCCCUGGUGAGCCGGGCUACAGUCCAUGUCCGCCUCCUUGACCGCAAUGACAACCCACCUGUGCUGGGCAACUUUGAGAUCCUUUUCAACAACUAUGUCACCAACCGUUCAAGCAGCUUCCCCGGGGGUGCCAUUGGCCGCGUGCCUGCCCAUGACCCUGACAUCUCAGAUAGCCUGACUUACAGCUUUGAGCGGGGAAAUGAACUCAGCCUGGUCCUGCUCAAUGCCUCCACGGGAGAGCUAAAGCUGAGCCGGGCACUGGACAACAACCGGCCUCUGGAGGCCAUCAUGAGUGUGCUGGUGUCAGACGGCGUGCACAGUGUGACGGCCCAGUGCGCACUGCGCGUCACCAUCAUCACAGACGAGAUGCUUACACACAGCAUCACGCUGCGCCUGGAGGACAUGUCGCCCGAGCGCUUCCUGUCGCCUCUGCUGGGCCUCUUCAUCCAGGCCGUGGCCGCCACGCUGGCCACGCCCCCGGACCACGUGGUGGUCUUCAACGUGCAGCGGGACACCGACGCCCCCGGCGGCCACAUCCUCAACGUGAGCCUGUCGGUGGGCCAGCCGCCGGGGCCCGCGGGCGGGCCGCCCUUCCUGCCCUCCGAGGACCUGCAGGAGCGCCUGUACCUCAACCGCAGCCUGCUGACGGCCAUCUCGGCGCAGCGGGUGCUGCCCUUCGACGACAACAUCUGCCUGCGCGAGCCCUGCGAGAACUACAUGCGCUGCGUGUCGGUGCUGCGCUUCGACUCGUCCGCGCCCUUCAUCGCCUCGUCCUCCGUGCUCUUCCGGCCCAUCCACCCCGUCGGCGGCCUGCGCUGCCGCUGCCCUCCCGGCUUCACGGGCGACUACUGCGAGACCGAGGUGGACCUCUGCUACUCGAGGCCCUGCGGCCCCCACGGGCGCUGCCGCAGCCGCGAGGGCGGCUACACCUGCCUCUGCCGGGACGGCUACACGGGUGAGCAUUGUGAGGUGAGUGCCCGCUCAGGCCGUUGCACCCCGGGUGUCUGCAAGAAUGGGGGCACUUGCGUCAACCUGCUGGUGGGCGGUUUCAAGUGCGACUGCCCAUCUGGGGACUUUGAGAAGCCUUACUGCCAGGUGACCACACGCAGCUUCCCUGCCCGCUCCUUCAUCACCUUUCGCGGCCUGCGCCAGCGCUUCCACUUCACCCUGGCACUCUCGUUUGCCACAAAGGAGCGCGAUGGGCUGCUCCUGUACAAUGGGCGCUUUAACGAGAAGCAUGACUUUGUGGCCCUCGAGGUGAUCCAGGAGCAAGUCCAGCUCACCUUCUCUGCAGGGGAGUCGACCACCACUGUGUCCCCAUUCGUGCCUGGAGGGGUCAGUGAUGGCCAGUGGCACACAGUGCAGCUGAAGUACUACAAUAAGCCGCUGUUGGGCCAGACAGGGCUUCCGCAGGGCCCAUCUGAGCAGAAGGUGGCCGUGGUGACCGUGGAUGGCUGUGAUACAGGGGUGGCCCUGCGCUUCGGAACUGUGCUGGGCAACUACUCUUGUGCCGCCCAAGGCACCCAGGGUGGCAGCAAGAAGUCUCUGGAUCUGACAGGGCCGCUGCUGCUGGGUGGGGUGCCUGACCUGCCCGAGAACUUCCCUGUUCGAAUGCGGCACUUCGUGGGCUGCAUGAGGAACCUGCAGGUGGACAGCCGGCACGUGGACAUGGCCGACUUCAUUGCCAACAAUGGCACUGUGCCUGGCUGCCCCGCCAAGAAGAACGUGUGCGACAGCAACACUUGCCACAAUGGGGGCACCUGUGUGAACCAAUGGGAUGCGUUCAGCUGCGAGUGCCCCCUGGGCUUCGGGGGCAAGAGCUGUGCCCAGGAAAUGGCCAAUCCACAGCACUUCCUGGGCAGCAGCCUGGUGGCCUGGCAUGGCCUCUCCCUGCCCAUCUCUCAGCCCUGGCACCUCAGCCUCAUGUUCCGCACGCGCCAGGCAGAUGGCAUCCUACUGCAGGCUGUCACAAGGGGGCGCAGCACCAUCACCCUACAGCUGCGGGAGGGCCACGUGGUACUGAGCGUGGAGGGCACAGGCCUCCAAGCUUCAUCUCUCCGGCUGGAGCCAGGCCGGGCCAAUGAUGGCGACUGGCAUCAUGCACAGCUGGCACUGGGAGCCAGCGGGGGCCCUGGCCAUGCCAUCCUUUCUUUCGACUAUGGGCAGCAGAGGGCAGAGGGCAACCUGGGCCCCCGGCUGCAUGGACUGCACCUGAACAACAUCACAGUGGGGGGAGUGCCCGGGCCAGCCAGUAGUGUGGCCCGUGGUUUCCGGGGCUGUUUGCAGGGUGUACGGGUAAGUGAGACGCCUGAGGGUGUCAGCAGUCUGGAUCUCAGCCGCGGGGAAAGCCUCAACGUGGAGCAAGGCUGUAGCCUGCCAGACCCCUGCGACUCGAACCCGUGUCCUGCCAACAGCUAUUGCAGCAACGACUGGGACAGCUAUUCUUGCAGCUGUGAUCCAGGUUACUAUGGUGACAACUGUACUAACGUGUGUGACCUAAACCCUUGUGAGCACCUGUCUGUGUGUACCCGCAAGCCCAGUGCCCCCCACGGAUACACCUGCGAGUGUCCCCCAAAUUACCUCGGGCCAUACUGUGAGACCAGGAUUGACCAGCCUUGCCCCCGUGGCUGGUGGGGACACCCCACAUGUGGCCCGUGCAACUGUGAUGUCAGCAAAGGCUUCGACCCAGACUGCAACAAGACAAGCGGCGAGUGCCACUGCAAGGAGAACCACUACCGGCCCCCUGGCAGCCCCACCUGCCUCCUCUGUGACUGCUACCCCACGGGCUCUUUGUCCCGAGUCUGUGACCCUGAGGACGGCCAGUGUCCAUGCAAACCGGGCGUCAUUGGGCGCCAGUGUGACCGCUGUGACAACCCUUUUGCUGAGGUCACCACCAAUGGCUGUGAAGUGAAUUAUGACAGCUGCCCGCGGGCGAUUGAGGCUGGGAUCUGGUGGCCCCGGACCCGCUUUGGACUGCCUGCUGCUGCCCCCUGCCCCAAAGGCUCAUUUGGGACUGCUGUGCGCCACUGUGAUGAACACAGGGGGUGGCUCCCCCCAAACCUCUUCAACUGCACGUCUGUCACCUUCUCAGAACUGAAGGGCUUCGCUGAGCGACUGCAGAGAAAUGAGUCCGGCUUGGACUCGGGGCGCUCACAGCGGCUGGCCCUGCUCCUGCGCAAUGCCACACAGUACACGGCUGGCUACUUCGGGAGCGAUGUCAAGGUGGCCUACCAGUUGGCCACACGGCUGCUAGCCCACGAGAGCGCGCAGAGGGGCUUUGGGCUAUCUGCCACUCAGGAUGUGCACUUCACUGAGAAUCUGCUGCGGGUGGGCAGUGCCCUCCUGGACGCAGCCAACAAGCGGCACUGGGAGUUGAUCCAGCAGACGGAGGGUGGCACCGCCUGGCUGCUGCAGCACUAUGAGGCCUAUGCCAGUGCCCUGGCCCAGAAUAUGCGGCACACCUACCUCAGCCCCUUUACCAUCGUGACACCCAACAUUGUCAUCUCUGUAGUGCGCUUGGACAAGGGGAACUUCGCUGGGGCCAAGCUGCCCCGCUACGAGGCACUGCGUGGGGAGCGGCCCCCAGACCUUGAGACCACGGUCAUUCUGCCCGAGUCUGUCUUCAGAGAGAUGCCUCCUGUGGUCAGGCCCAAGGGCCCCGGAGAAGCGCAGGAGCCAGAGGAGCUGGCGCGGCGGCAACGGCGGCACCCAGAACUGAGCCAGGGUGAAGCGGUGGCCAGUGUCAUCAUCUACCGUACCCUGGCUGGGCUACUGCCUCACAACUAUGACCCAGAUAAGCGCAGCCUGAGAGUCCCCAAACGCCCAGUCAUCAACACGCCUGUGGUGAGCAUCAGUGUCCAUGACGAUGAGGAGCUUCUGCCCCGGGCUCUGGACAAGCCGGUCACGGUACAGUUCCGGCUGCUGGAGACAGAGGAGCGGACCAAGCCCAUCUGUGUCUUCUGGAACCACUCGAUCCUGGUCAGUGGCACGGGGGGCUGGUCAGCCCGAGGCUGUGAAGUCGUCUUCCGCAAUGAGAGCCACGUCAGCUGCCAGUGCAACCACAUGACAAGCUUCGCCGUGCUCAUGGACGUGUCCCGGCGGGAGAAUGGGGAGAUCCUGCCACUGAAGACACUGACGUACGUGGCCCUCGGGGUUACCUUGGCUGCCCUGCUGCUCACCUUCUUCUUCCUCACUGUCCUGCGUGUCCUCCGCUCCAACCAGCACGGCAUCCGACGGAACCUGACAGCUGCCCUGGCCCUGGCCCAGCUGGUCUUCCUCCUCGGAAUCAACCAGGCUGACCUCCCUUUUGCUUGCACGGUCAUCGCCAUCCUGCUGCACUUCCUGUACCUCUGCACCUUUUCCUGGGCUCUGCUGGAGGCCUUGCACCUGUACCGGGCACUCACUGAGGUGCGCGAUGUCAAUGCCGGCCCCAUGCGCUUCUACUAUAUGCUGGGCUGGGGCGUGCCAGCCUUCAUCACAGGUCUAGCUGUAGGCUUGGACCCUGAGGGCUACGGGAACCCUGACUUCUGCUGGCUCUCCAUCUACGAUACGCUCAUCUGGAGUUUUGCUGGCCCGGUGGCUUUCGCUGUUUCAAUGAGUGUCUUCCUAUACAUACUGGCGGCCCGGGCCUCCUGCGCUGCCCAGCGGCAGGGCUUUGAGAAGAAAGGCCCUGUCUCGGGCCUGCGGGCCUCCUUUGCUGUCCUCCUGCUGCUGAGUACUGCGUGGCUGCUGGCACUGCUCUCCAUCAACAGUGACACCCUCCUCUUCCACUACCUCUUCGCUGCCUGCAAUUGCAUCCAGGGCCCUUUCAUCUUCCUCUCCUACGUGGUGCUUAGCAAAGAGGUCCGGAAGGCGCUCAAGUACGCCUGCAGCCGCAAGCCCAGCCCUGACCCUGCUCUGACCACCAAGUCUACCUUGACCUCGUCCUACAACUGCCCCAGCCCCUACGCAGACGGGCGGCUGUACCAGCCCUAUGGAGACUCGGCUGGCUCUCUGCACAGUGCCAGCCGCUCAGGCAAGAGUCAGCCCAGCUACAUCCCCUUCUUGCUGAGGGAGGAGUCCACACUGAACCCUGGCCAAGGGCCACCUGGCCUGGGGGAACCAGGCAGCCUGUUCCUGGAAGGCCAAGACCAGCAGCAUGAUCCUGACACGGACUCCGACAGUGACCUGUCCCUGGAAGAUGACCAGAGUGGCUCUUAUGCCUCUACCCACUCAUCAGACAGCGAGGAGGAGGAAGAGGAGGGAGAGGAGGGGGCUGCCUUCCCUGGAGAGCAGGGCUGGGACAGCCUGCUGGGGCCUGGAGCCGAGAGACUGCCCCUGCACAGUACCCCCAAGGAUGGGGGCCCAGGGCCUGGGAAGGCCCCCUGGCCAGGAGACUUUGGGACCACAGCAAAGGAGAGUAGUGGCAACGGGGCCCCUGAGGAGCGGCCACGGGAAAAUGGAGACGCCCUAUCUCGGGAGGGGUCCCUGGGCCCCAUUCCGGGCCCUUCUGCCCAACCUCACAAAGGCAUCCUCAAGAAGAAGUGUCUGCCCACCAUCAGCGAGAAGAGCAGCCUCCUACGGCUACCCUUGGAGCAGGGCACAGGUUCUUCUCGGGGCUCCUCAGCCAGCGAGGGUAGCCGGGGCGGGCCUCCACCCCGCCCGCCGCCCCGGCAGAGUCUCCAGGAGCAGCUGAACGGGGUCAUGCCCAUUGCCAUGAGCAUCAAGGCAGGCACUGUGGAUGAGGACUCGUCAGGCUCAGAAUUUCUCUUCUUUAACUUCCUGCAUUAACCCUGGGCCAUGGCUCUUCCGCCUGAGGCUCCAUCCCUUCCCAGCUGCUCUCAUGCCUCACUUCUGUCUGUGCUUUGUCCCGCCCUGCUCCUGCCACCUGCCUGCAGCAGCGACGAAACGUCCAUCUGAGGAGCCUGGGCCCCUCCUGAGGCCACCUAGUGCCAACUCCCUCCCCCACCAUCCCUUUCACUGCACUUUGGACCCCUGGGGCCUACA